UUGUUACUUCCUGAAGCUAAACAAAAAAUUGAAAUUCAUUGGCCACAUAAAUGUUCUACGUUGAGGGACGUGUGUGACGCACUUGAGUAUCUUAAUGCUCAACGAGACGAACCAAUAACACCCAAGAAAAAAUUAAUAUAUCGUGAUUUGGUUCGUCAAACAAAAAAUAUAUUAAAAAGAAUUAUAAAGGCAUGCCCAGAUGUUUGGAGGAUGAUGGACGCUAGAUAUGAAAUCAUGCAAGCAUUGAUUCGUGGACAAUGCGUUUCUUUAAUCAGAACCAUUUUAUUUGAAAAGGAUGAUAAAAGUCCACGUGGAAUAAAAUCAAGAUUGUCAAAACAUUUACAUUUCCCUAGACUUUACGCAUGGCCUCUGGAACAAAAAGAAAGUGAUUUACAAUCGAUUACCGCUGCAAUUGCUGGAUUAUUAAACAGUGCUGCGCUGUUAUCACGACAGAUUACACGAAGAAAUGGGCUACAAUGCGAGUCUUCU
Molecule: messenger RNA, 489 nt
Organism: Racocetra persica
Lineage: Eukaryota; Fungi; Glomeromycota; Glomeromycetes; Diversisporales; Gigasporaceae
Source: the annotation of a GenBank genome assembly